CCAGGUGAGGGGUCUGCCGUGCACAAGGGGAGCUGGUCCCAGGCUCUCUGCCCUCCAGACUCCCUUUCCCGGGCCCUGUCGUGCUGCGUGGCUCAUCUGGGGCCCAAGGGUGUCCCCGAGUCUGUGGAACCCCUCUGCCCCACGUCGUGGGGGUCACGCAAGUGUGUGGGCUCCCGAGAGAGUGGACUAGAUAAAUGGGGCUGGAGCUACAGGGGUUCCGCAGGGUGUGCAGGCUUUGAGCCGCUCUUCACCCCGGGCCCUCUCCUUGGCGCUGUGCCCCUUCCUUGUCUAUGACCCCCGCCCCUCGUGUGGCCGGAACCCCAGGUUUGGGGUAUUCAGGGCCCAUUCCUGGCUCGGUGCUGGGAGAUCAAACCAGGUGCCAGCCUGUGCCCUGGUCCCCCGCGCUGUGUGCAGGCACAGUGGGGGUGCUUAGGUUCCAUCCGGGGGAAUUCCGGAGAGUGUCUCCAGGGUGUCUCUCUGCACUUCCGGAGCGGGUGAGAAACCUCCUUGUUUGGGAAGAUGCCAGGAAGGAAUGUCUGCGUCCCCUCCUGUGCCACCAGCGACAGCAGAAGGGGAGACUCUGGCCGGGCCAGCCUUGGCUUCUCCCCUCUGCCGUCAGAACCCGAGUGACUCCUGGCAUCUGCCGGGCCCACUAGCGCCCUGCCAUGUCCGACCCCAUCACCCUGAACGUGGGGGGGAAGCUGUACACCACCUCCCUGGCCACCCUCACCAGCUUCCCCGACUCCAUGCUGGGCGCCAUGUUCAGCGGGAAGAUGCCCACCAAGCGCGACAGCCAGGGCCACUGCUUCAUCGACCGGGACGGCAAAGUGUUCCGCCACAUCCUCAACUUCCUGCGUACCUCGCACCUGGACCUGCCCGAGGACUUCCAGGAGAUGGGGCUGCUGCGGCGCGAGGCUGACUUCUACCAGGUGCAGCCCCUGAUCGCCGCCCUGCAGGAGAAGGCGGUGGAGCUGUCCAAGGCGGAGAAGAACGCCAUGCUCAACAUCAUGCUGAACCAGCGCGUGCAGACCGUGCACUUCACGGUGCGCGAGGCCCCGCAGAUCUACAGCCUGUCCUCCUCCAGCAUGGAGGUCUUCAACGCCAACAUCUUCAGCACCUCCUGCCUCUUCCUCAAGCUCCUGGGCUCCAGGCUCUUCUACUGCUGCAACGGCAACCUCUCCUCCAUCGCCAGCCAGCUGCACGACCCCAACCACCUGACGCUGGACUGGGUGGCCCACGUGGAGGGGCUCCCCGAGGAGGAGUACACCAAGCAGAACCUCAAGCGGCUCUGGGUGGUGCCGGCCAACAAGCAGAUCAACAGCUUCCAGGUGUUCAUGGAGGAGGUGCUGAAGAUCGCGCUGAGCGACGGCUUCUGCCUCGACUCGUCCUACCCGCAUGCGCUGGACUUCAUGAACAAUAAGAUCAUCCGCUUGAUCCGCUACCGGUAGGCGGGCCCCGGGCCGCCUUCCGGACCGGAGAUGGAGUUGGGACGAGCCGGGGCAGAGGCGGCUGGGGGACCGCAGGGAUCCUGCCAGGGGGCUCUGCCUCUCCCCCCGGAGCCCAGCUCACUCUCCGUGAGCCCGCAGGAGAGGCCUGGGGUGAGGACUGGAAGCUUCCCCCAAGCCCGGACCUGCCCUGCCCUGGGCUGGCUGUGAGGCCCCUUUCCUCCCGGCCAGGGGCAGCCUGGAGCCAGGCCCGGGGCUCGGACAGAGGGGUGCCCCCGCCUUGCCAUUUGGGCGGUUUCUGCAAAGACUUGAUCAGCGAGGCCCAGCACAGAAACGUCCCUGGGCACCCACGUCGGGUCAUUCUGUGCCCGGGAACGUGGUGGUUUCCCACCAAUAGAUUUGGAACUCUCAGGGUUGAAAUAGUCAGACAGUCGUCACGUGGCCUUCUGUCACCCCUGCACAGCCCUGCGCAUCCGGGGCCAGCCCAGGCCCCGCCCCCCUCCCGCUGCACUCGCCUCUGGCAGCCGGAAGCAGGUUGUUUUCCAGGCCGACACUGGCUGCUGGAAAGUUCUUUCUGGGCCAGACAGCACAGGGAGAGGCGCUUGUCUUGUCCACGGCCGAGCUGGGUUUGAUCCCCAGCACCUCACAGGGUCCCCUGAGCCCUAUCGGGAGUGACCAGAGCCAGGAGUAAGACCUGAGCUCUGCCAGGUACGGCACCAGCCCUCCCCGCCUCUACACAGGGCAAAGAGGUUCUUAGCUGGGAGCCAGUCUCCGCUUCCCUCCUGUCUGGGACCCUUGGUCCCGGAAUUCCCCCCUCACCUGUUGGCGUCUUCAGCAGCACUGGCGCUAGAGCAGACGCUCCUUCUGAAGUGCUCUCACAUAGAGUCAGUCACCCCCUCUUCCCGCCCCGUCCUCGGUCCCCGGGGCUCUGCCUGGGCACCAUCUUCUGGCAGGGACUUGUGGGGGGGCACCAGGGACUCGGUGGGCAGCGAGGAGUCAGGGGUGGCGGAAGCACAAGCACUUCUCCCGGCAGCACUGUCCAGUCCUCGCCCACCUGCAGUCCGCCCAGGGUCAGCGCCAGGGCUCCAUUCCCACCUCCUGGGGCGAUGAGCCGUGCAGCACCCCAGACUGCGCGUGAUGAUUUGCCUCUGGGGUCGUCAGCUCGGGCAAAGCCGAGUGACACGGGCCCCGGGGGGAGCACCAAGGAAGGGUGUGCGGGCGCCUUGUGCUGGGGCCAACCCCUCCACGGGCACCCGGGGCCCCCGUCCCCAGCGAGCCCCGCAGGCACUGGGUGGCGACAGUGAGCGAGUGGAGGCCACUGCCGCCCUCACCUCCACCCUCGCCUCCUCUUCCCCUGCUUUGUUGCCGCUGCUUCAGCCCGGGACUUGAGUGUGGAGAGAGUGCGAGGGUCGUGGUGGAGCCUCUCUGCGCCCUGGGCCCCUGCCAGGCCCCAGCUGAGCCACCGCCUCUUCAUCUGUGAAAUGGGUCUAACCGUGACACAGAACUUACCUACCUCACAGGGCUGUUGUGGGCCCAGGCGCCAUCUGGCCGCGAGAAUACAGCAUCCAGGAUGGACA
Sorex araneus (European shrew) is the source of this 3022-nucleotide messenger RNA. RefSeq names its product potassium channel tetramerization domain containing 21 (gene KCTD21). Bases 666 to 1448 code for a protein of 260 amino acids. Gene Ontology annotation, molecular function: cullin family protein binding; histone deacetylase binding. Lineage: Eukaryota; Metazoa; Chordata; Mammalia; Eulipotyphla; Soricidae. The record is from RefSeq and is a predicted model, not a curated record. The transcript has 2 exons. Gene Ontology annotation, biological process: protein homooligomerization; ubiquitin-dependent protein catabolic process.